UAAUUCAGCACUUUACUUUCAUAUUAAUAAACAAAGCAAGAAUGCUUUAAGUAUAGAUUGAGGCUAUAAUCAAUGUUGCCAUCAAGGCCCUAUCUGUAGUAACUUUGUAUUAGGCAGUAUUUUAGCAGGGGCAGCAAUAACCUGCCCCUGUUUGCUCUAAGCAGAAUUUUCACUCUUUGCACUAGUGAACUGAUCCCAAAAAAAAUAGAUGAGUGUGGCGGGAAGCAUUAAGCAAAAGGGCCAAAAGCACCCAUGAUUUCCAUGCUUUAAAGGCACAGUAUACCCUCCUGUUCAGCUUGUGCCAAACAUACUGUUUGCCAAUUGUUUAUGAAGAUUUCUAUCAAUCCAGGUCAUGAUAUACAGAAGUAAGUCUAAAGCAACAUUUCACACGCAUCAGAGUGGCUUCAUCAGUUGUUUUAAUCAUAAAAAAUGCAUUUAUUGUGUUAUAUGUGUUUAUUUCUUGAACUAAACAUGGCAAACAGGGAAACCAAAGUUACUCCAUGUUUAUUUCUUGUGAGGUAGAUAAAUUAGCAAUACACAGAGAUAAUGCCCUGCAUAAUGGACUCCUGCUAACAAAUGGAGGGGGUUGUAUACUAGAAAUCCAAUUACUUACAAUCCAAUCCAAGCAUGGAGUGGCUGCAAUUUUCUUGUUUAUGCUUUUUGGCACAAAAAAUAGCAAAAACUAUGAAUUUUGUUAAAACAAUAAACAACAAUUGUACAAGCCAUAUUCAGUGACCUUAUGCUAAACCAAGGGGUAUACUACUUUGAACCACUUUGAACCACUAUAGUCCAACCAAUCAUUAGCAGUCUAAUGCAGCUAUUGGUGGGAUCAGUCCAGGAUUCGGCAAUCCAGUUAAAAAAAAUAAAUAUACAGAAAAACAUUAACACUAGUCUUUGCUCCUAAAAUACAUUAAAAUACAUAUUAAGAUAUGUUACCAUUGUAAAGUAAUUUAAAGUAAAGAUUAUUUAAUUGUAAAUGUGUAUCAUUCAGGAAAGGGGUUCAGAAAUGAAAGCAUACAGAAUACAACUAGUGCUAAUGCAUUUACUUUAAAAGCUGCCCAUAACAAAUUUUGGUGUGAGCCCCAAGAAAGACCUGGAAUGACUGUAUGUUGAUGUCAUUCAGUUCUUAGUACAUUAUUCAGUUGUGUAGAUAAUUAUGAAGGAUUUUGUUAAAAUGAACUGUUUUUUAAAAAUGAAAUAUGCAUUUAGAAGUUGAAUAUGCCUAUAAAUCUGAUCCUCAUGUCAACAUGAUACAGCCACCCUCCCCCUCUAAUCUCCGGGGCCAAGAGCACAGUAUAAAAUACCUAGAUAUUACUAUUACAUUGCAUACAAUGUGGGAAAUAGAUCAGGAUGCAAACAGCACUGAACUGCAACGUAUAAUGAACACAUACAUAAAUAAAUCAAAAAGGUCCAGCUACCACUGGAACCCAUGUCACCGAUAUUGUUACUAUUUAAUAUGUAAAUGAAAAACCGAUAAAUAAAGAGAUUAUAAAAAAAAAGGUCCAGCUACAUGCCUUCACUUACACCCAAGCUGCUGAAUGUAAUAGGCUAUAGGUUAUGUGUCAACUGACCCCACAUUUUGAUCAUUAAAAACUUGAUGACACACUUUCAGAAAUGUAAACAAAUUAGUUGAAGACAAUUCAUAAGCAAUGAUAAUGAAUUUCCUCUCACCAAACGAGACCAUGGGUGGCUAUUCACUGGCCAUUCCUGUGUAUGGAAUUUAACAUAUCACCCUGUUGACAAAACAGAUGAAUACUGCAAGGAGGGACUUUCAUUUUAUAGUCACCAUUUUAUUGUUCCAUUUGUUCAGGCUGCCAGCUUGAAUGAGCAGGAACUAAAGAGGAGCUACGGCACUGGUCGACAUGGUGCAUGAUGAUGGCAGAAGAAAUUUUUAAACAUGCUGAACAGCUAAUGCCUGGUUCGGAUUAUUUGGUCAGCAUAUUUGUACCAAAAAUUGUAUCAUAUGGCCACCUUAAAUUGUACACGUAUGGCCACCUUAACUUUUAAAAUCACGCUGCCUUAGUUUGCCAUACACAUGGAGACCAAGCCAAACUGUUUUUUCAUUUAUUUUUUUGGCUGUUCACACUCACCAACCUCAGUGAGUUGAAUUUGAACCAACAUAAAGCAAAGUGAUUGAGCAGACUCUAGGGUUGAUCAACCCAUAGAGAACGAUUGAGGGGUUACAAAGCUUUUUCAGACAAUACAUACAACAGAGACUGAAACAGCAUUUGAAGCCUCGUUUUUAUAGAAACUGAAAGAAGCAUGUAAAACAGGCUACAGAUGGAAGCACUGGAAGCUCAAAAUACUUAUGCUUGAAUAUAUGUAUAUACAUCAUCACCUUACGUUUACAUUGCCUUACAAUGUACUACAAAGGUAUUUAUACUGACUAUGUAUAAGUAAAGCUUAUUUUUGCAGAUACACUUACUCAUUCAUUGACCAGCAGUCUAUUGUUAUUCAGGGAAGGAACUGGCAACAAAAUAGAGCCUUUCCCCCCUAGAAGCAUGCAGAAAACUUUCUUUCCUACAUGUUACCUAGGAAACAAAGUCUUUUGUGCUUCAUGUUGGUAUGAGCUAUUCAUGUCUGCUGGGAAAUGAACACAAAAGCUGCAAAUAUAGAAAGAAAAAAGAUCUAGACUUUGUUCAGCAAAGUUACAUUUCAAAUGCCUUUUUAUUUGGAAUAUCUUUUCUAUGACCAGAAAAUGCUGAAGAGGCUCAUCCACCUCAGGAGGAAGAUGAUAUCACUUUAGGACAAAGGCCGAAAAACCCUAUUCCCAAUGUUCCAUCUACACUGGAUAAGCAAACCAACUGGAACAAGGCUUUACCUCUCCCCACUCCUGAGGAGAAGAUGAAACAGGAGUCCCAAGUGAUUACUUCUUGCAUUAUACCCAUCAAUGUUACUGGGGUUGGAUUUGAUAGAGAGGCGAGCAUACGCUGUUCACUUGUUCAUUCACAAUCUGUACUGCAGCGUAGACGGAAACUGAGAAGAAGGAAAACUAUAUCAGGAAUUCCCAGAAGAGUUCAACAAGAAAUAGAUUCUGAUGAAUCCCCAGUUGCAAGAGAGCGUAAUGUUAUAGUUCACACCAACCCUGAACUUGCCAGCUCUGCAAACAGGAGAUCUGGUACACGUGAUACAGAGUGCCAAACAGAUGAUAUACUCAUUACUGCUCCAUCUCGUAGAAGAAUUAGAGCUCAAAGGGGCCAGGGAGUUGCAGCAUCUCUCUCUCAUUCUGCUGGUAACAUUGCAGCCCUAACAGAGAGUGGUGACCAGAUGUUUAAAACCACAGUAUCCAGUCGCAUUCGAUCAAGGAGUCUUCCUAGAGAAGGUGUUAGAGCAAGCAAUGAUCAUGAUUGUUGCACACAGUCAUCAACAUAUGAAGAAGACUGCUAUAUGCCCUGCACUGAGAGGACACUAAAGAAGGAUAAAGACAGAUUAACUAGUCAGGAGUCUCCAGACCACCAGCCAUUAGGCUUAUCCUAUUCCCAACACCGACACAGCCCGCCGUUAAAUUUGAAUGAAAGGGGGAGAUCAAGGCUAUCAAGAAUGGCAGAUUCAGGGAGCUGUGAUAUCUCUUCAAAUUCAGAUACAUUUGGAAGCCCUGUUCACUCAAUUUCAGCAGCAGGUGUGUUGUUGAGCACACACAUUGAUCAAAAAGAUGACCAUCAGUCGUCUAGUGGAAACUGGAGCGGAAGUAGCUCAACCUGUCCCUCCCAGACAUCAGAAACAAUCCCUCCAGCUGCAUCUCCUCCACUAACUGGUUCUUCCCACUGUGAUUCUGAAUUAUCCUUGAACACAGCUCCCCACGCUGGUGAAGAUUCUAAUGUUUUUAUGAUUGAACAAUACAGUGAUGACCACAUAGAUAGCAUAAGAGGUCACAGAGCCAGUUCCUUUACAUCUACAGUUGCUGACCUGCUUGACGAUCCAAACAACAGUAAUACUAGUGACAGCGAAUGGAAUUACCUUCACCAUCACCAUGAUGCAUCAUGUCAUCAAGAUUUUAGUCCACCGCACUUAAAGACAGAUCGCCUAGCAUGCCCUAGUUUUACCAGUAUGGGCACUUAUGACAGUUUUCUUGAAAAACCUGCAUCUGAAAAAGCAGAUUCAGUUUCAUAUUAUUCUGUAGACACUGAAGGAUAUUAUACCUCCAUGCAUUUUGACUGUGGUCUGAAUACUAGUAGGAGUUAUAUUUGUAACUAUGCACCAACAGGGUCAGAAAGUGAUCAAGGUCCUGGUGUUUCUUCUGUGAAUACCGAUAAUCCUUGGCAGUGUUAUAUGGAUCAAGGCAAUGAAGGAAACCAGAACAUCUCAUUUAAGAAACCAAAGGCAAAGCCUACACCACCAAAACGUUGUUCAUCUUUAAGGAAAUCUGACAACAACACAGAUAUUCCUGAGAAGAAAGAACCAAAGAUAGUAUGUGGUCAGCAAGUGAAUCACUCUUCCAGGGAAAUGAAGCUGCCACUUGAGAUUUCUAAUGUUCCUUUAAGAGUGGAAAACUUUGCUACACAACAUCAACAGGAAAUACCAUGGGCUAACCAGGAUGACACUGAGUUAAAGAACACUCAAUUUUUAACCACAGAUAUUACUUCUUUUAAAGAUGAGAGUGGAGAGCAGUCUCACUAUGCAGAUCUGUGGCUCCUCAAUGACUUGAAAACAAGUGAUCCUUAUAGGUCAUUAUCAAACUCAAGCACUGCCACAGGUACUACAGUUAUAGAAUGCAUUAAGUCACCAGAAAGUUCAGAGUCACAGACAUCACAGUCUGAAUCCAGAGCAACGUCGCCAUCUCUUCCUUCUGUGGAAAAUGAGUUCAAGUUGUCUUCUCCAGAAAAGCUUGCUGGCUUAGCAUCACCAUCAAGUGGUUACUCUAGCCAGUCAGAAACCCCUACAUCCUCCUUUCCCAUACCUUUCUUUUCUGGGCCCCUGUCACCUGGUGGUAGCAAACGAAAGCCAAAAGUUCCAGAAAGAAAAUCGUCCUUGCAACAUCCUUCUGCAAAAUGUGGAAGAGAACUGGAGCUUCCAACUAUACCUCCGACCCAUCUUGACCUAAGUGCUCUUCAUGUUUUACAUAAACCAUUACCUUACAGACCACAGAUGCAUGCUUUCAGUCAUAAUAAUCAGAAUAUGUCAGAAGAUCAGAUUGACUCAAAUUCUUCACCAGCUCUUGCCAUAACACCAUCUGUACUUAAAUCUGUCCAUCUCAGAUCUGUCAACAAGCAACAUAAAAAGUCAAAGCAAAGAGAAACCUGUAAUCUUGUGUGCUUGCAGGAUCCUACAAUAACAGUGGAUACCUAUACCCCAGAAAAGGCAAUUGUGACAUCAGCCAGAAAAUCAAUUUUGCGUCAGUUUUCUACAGAGGAAACCAUCCUACCAUAUAAGGAUUCCUCACCAGUUGACACCAGUCCAGAAAGUAUGUUUUUUGACAAGUGUGCACUAUUCACUGGUCAUGGAAUAUACAGAGAAGAGAAAGGUACAAAUAUAUUUGGAGUCACUAAAGAACCUUGGACUAAUGAAAUUGUGCAAGAAACUGUGUUUUUAGUACAGCCAGAGACCACAACAACAACUUUUCAAGAGUACUACGAGAAAAAGAACUGUGGCCAUGCUCAAGAUGAUCAACUUAAGAUGACACCAGACUUACAUAUACAGGAUGAUGUAAUGACUAUACCAGAGCCUGUAACAGGAACAACUACUGGGUACACAUUGCAAGACAAUGCUGCUGGGACAUCUUUAAUGCCUAACUAUGAGCCAGACUUGAGCAACAAUGAUAAAGUGCCUGGAAACACUCUCAGCUUUGAAUCAGAGCUCCCCACUGUAUAUUCACUCAGCGAUGAAUGUCCAGAGCAGGAAUCUGAAUCUGUAUCAGGAAUUCCAACCAAAAGUGCCUCAGCGGACAAAAUUAAUGAUUCAUCUGACAACAUGGAAGACACCUUCUGCAAAGAAUCAUCUCAGAGUGAGGACUACCUAAUUUCACCAAUGAGUGAGGACUCGGCAGACACAGAUGAUGUGUUUGUGUCCCCUAACAAACCUCGUACAACAGAGGAUCUUUUUGCAGCCAUUCACAGAUCCAAACGAAAAGUACUUGGAAGAAAAGAAGCUGGGGACAACUCUGUGAAAAACAAAUCAAAACCAAUAACUGGGAGCAGUGGGGCCUCUGCUAGCUCUCAAAAGUCUCCUGGUCUCAUCUAUAGGAGUGCUAAAAAAUCCAAUACAUCCAAUGAAGAAUUUAAGUUGCUGCUUUUGAAAAAGGGCAGCAGGUCAGAUACCAGCUACCGCAUGUCUGCUACUGAGAUUCUGAAGAGUCCAGUAACACCUAAAUCCCUUGGUGAUCUAGCACUUGACUCCUCAUCAAGCUCUGAAGAGGGUGGUCAGUUAUCACCUGGAAGUGAUGCAUUUUCGCCUUUAUCCCCUUGUUCUCCUCGUGUUAUAUCUGAGGGGUUUUCUCCAAAAAGUGGAACUAUGUCUGCUGCCUCAAGAGUGGGAAGGUCCAGAGUGCCUCCUGCUGCAAGCAGCAGCCGUUACAGUGUCAGGUGCCGUUUUUACAAUGCUCCAAUGCAGGCCAUAUCAGAAGGAGAAACAGAAAACUCGGAUGGUAGCCCUCAUGAUGACAGGUCCUCUCAGAGCUCAAUGUAGGAGAUAUAUUUCCUGCCUUGCGUUAUAUUUUUGCCAGCCCACAUUGAUUAUAGUACAAUAUUCCUCAUUGAAAAUAUUAAACAUAACAUGUCCCAGAAUUAUUUGGGAAAACACAGGUUAAUGGUAUGUACUGCUUUUCCACCAGAAUUCUGUUUUCUGAUGAACUAUUUCAUUUGCCACAUAUAAGAGUGAUUGAAGAAUCUGGAUCAGACAACAAACUGCCAAAGGCACAUAAAUAAUCACAUCAAGGAUUUAAGAAAACUAGUGAGCAAACAACAGCAACAAAUAGACUGUGAUUAUAUUAGUGCAAUUAUUUGUCAACUAAAAAUCCCACCAAUAAGAUCACAUUCUGUUUUAAUAACUUUUUUUAACUUCAGAUACUUGGUAUUAACUACAUAUAUAAAUCCACUUUAAGGGAGUGAACAAGAAAAAUAUUAUUAUGGAAACAAUGCUUAUAUAAGUGUAAAAACAUAUAUUGCUAAAGUGCUUCCCUGAAAAUCAAAUAGAUUGAAAACAGUAAAUAAACCUUGAAUAUACAUAUUUUUGUACAAAUUCAGGAAAAAAAAACUAAUGUGGAUUUUAAAGAAGCUAAGAUAAAAACUGUAAAUACCAUAUUUUUGAUAAACUGUAAAUAGGAAUAUGUAAUUUAAAGUGUAUAUGCAGCCAAUAAAUAAGGCAUUAGAAUUUCUAAAGAGUGUUUACUCUACCAGUGCUAUAUAACCUGUUAAAGCACUAAAAACGUUAAACAAAACAAACAAAAAAAGUUAAUGUUGAUGAAAAUGAAUGAUAAAUGAAUUGUAUUCUGUGAAUACCACUGUCAUAAUCCGCAUCACAGUAAAUCAUGCCCAUUACUAACAAAGAAUUAUUAUGAGCCUCAAAUUUGUUUUUGUAAAGUUUCAGAAAACUGUGGCCUGCUUUUUAAGGUGUUAAUAUAUAAAACAUAUUUGACAGUACUGUAACAUUGUCUUUUCAUUUAAAAUCAUGUUGCUGCUUAACAAAAACAAGCAGAAUACCAAUGCAGUGCCAUCAUGGAUGUUUUAAGCACUUCCUUGCUAUCUAGUAGUAAAUGAUGUCAAAAUAAAGUGAUUAAUCCCUGUGAAAACAA
Xenopus tropicalis (tropical clawed frog) is the source of this 7726-nucleotide messenger RNA. RefSeq names its product NHS actin remodeling regulator (gene nhs). Bases 2845 to 6621 code for a protein of 1258 amino acids. The record is from RefSeq and is a predicted model, not a curated record. The transcript is spliced from 6 exons. NCBI's taxonomy places the organism in Eukaryota, Metazoa, Chordata, Amphibia, Anura, Pipidae.